This is a messenger RNA of Papaver somniferum (opium poppy), 2421 nucleotides long. RefSeq names its product L-type lectin-domain containing receptor kinase S.6-like. Gene Ontology annotation, molecular function: carbohydrate binding. Bases 886 to 2253 code for a protein of 455 amino acids. NCBI's taxonomy places the organism in Eukaryota, Viridiplantae, Streptophyta, Magnoliopsida, Ranunculales, Papaveraceae. The transcript has 2 exons. The record is from RefSeq and is a predicted model, not a curated record.
AGAAAUUGUUAGGGUAUGCGCCCCAAUGUUAAGCCCAGAAUUAUUGAGCUUUGUGUUGUAUAAAAUCAUCAAAUUUGUAUUCAUUUGUGAUAGCCGAUUUUGGUUCUCUCUGUCUGUAUCGAGUUGGGAAAACAAGUUUAGGCCAAAAAAAAAAAAAAAAAUUUCAAAGCAGCUUGAUUGAUUGAUUUAUCGAUUUUUUUUUUACAAAGCAGCUUUAGAAUUGAAAGAGGUCCUCCAAUAAUAGUAAGAAGGAGUUAAGGGGAGAUGAUAUGUUGGUUAAUUGAGGGGAAAUGUGAUGUUUGGUCAAGCACGACAAAUGUUUGUGAAAAUGCUCGUAAGUGUUUGAGAGUGAAAAGGCUGAAGAUUAUUGGAUAGUUGAUGAUCCUACUAAAGUCUUGUGCAAAUAUGAAGAUGGGUGUUGUUAUAUUGGUUGUGAAAGGCGCAUCAAAAAUUGAGAAGAAAGUGGGAAUUGGAGUAGUUGCUAGUAUCACUGGUUGUAUGGGAGGGAAAAAACCCGGUUGUAUAAAUACGUAUGUGUUCUUUAUUCCUAGUUGUUUAUUUUCCCUCCUUGUUCAGUGUUCCACAUUCUCUCGGAAAUUCCUUAGUGAAACCACUAAAAAGAUCUUCUUUUUAUUUCCCUCCUUCAUUGUCCCACUUCCUCUCAGGAAUUCUUUCCUCUCUCACCUCAUCAUCAUCAAUCCAAGAAGGUAUCUUCAAUUCAAGAAGUGCAAGGAGAAGGUGUUAUUGCUCUAUGAUUGAGAAGGUAAACACCAUCCUUACAAGAAGAAGAAGGAGGUAUUUUAUCAUCAUUUCAAUUUCAUUGGAGAAAAGUUAAAAUCUUGCAAGUUUCUUUUACUAAAAUUGUUCAUCAGUUCUUGAUGCAGAAUGGGUUCUUUAAAAAUUUUCCUUUGUUCAUUAGCAAUUAUAAUUCUCAUCUUAGAUUCUUCUUAUCAUACAUUAUCUGACAAUAAUUCCAUCAAGAACAUCACAUUUCUUGGUGAUGCACAUGUUCAAGAAAAUGGCAGAAUAUGCCUAACUUCAUAUUCUCUACCUUCAACUUCUUCUUCUGCUGGUGUUGGUAGAGCAAUUUACAAGAACCCAAUUAGGUUUAGGAAUUCUUCACCUAAAUCUACUGCUUCUUUUUCUUCUAAGUUCACUUUCACCAUCAUUCCAAACUCUUUAGCUUCUCCUCCACGGUUUGGUGACGGAUUGACAUUUCUGAUCACUUCCAAUCCUCACAUUAUUGGUAAUGGUUUUGGUUUCAUGGGUCUUUCAAAUGAAACUUGCCAAGAACCGGGAAUUUAUAUUGCUGUGGAAUUUGAUACUAGUUUGGAUUCGAAUCUUGAAGAUAUUAGCGAUAAUCAUGUAGGGAUUGAUAUAAAUUCAGUCAUAUCAUAUCCUGCUGUUGAUUCUACUGUGAUGGGGUUUGAUUUAAAGAAUGGGAAAAACACAACUGCUUGGAUUGAUUACCUAGACAGUGAGAAGUUGAUAAAGGUUUGGCUUAGUUACGAUGCACAAUCUAAACCUAUCCGGCCAAUUAUUUCUACAAGCAUGGAUCUUUCGGGGUACAUUGACGAACUUAUGUAUAUUGGCUUUACUGCGUCGAAUGGAGAGAUAGGUUCAGCAAAGCACUUUAUUGAAAAUUGGGAGUUCGAAACUUAUUUUCCACCAUUUGAUUCCGUCCACAAGAGAGUGCAAGGUGGCUGUAUUGAAAAUGGUCAUGUCUCAACUUUAUUACUGGAAGUUGCAGUAGUGCUGAUACUAUUCGUUGGUGCAAUAUUUGUUCGUUCAGUGAAGGCGAUAUUGAGAGGUGCUUGGUCAGCAAUUUCUGAGAAGAUGUCUCCUCAUCAAAGCGGGAUUUCUGGUGCAAACCAAACAACUUCGGAUUCUGUCACAGAUGCACCUGUUAUAUCAGAGAGUAGUGUCAACGAAUCUACUGUUCUAGAAGAAGACUUAAAGAUUGAGCAAGGGAGUUCAACAGAUACAGAUGAUAGCGAGAUUCUAGAAAAGAAGGUGAUCAGUGAAGCUGAUGUACUUGAAACUCUGAGCCCUUCUACCAUACAGAAAGACAUCUCAACUGCAGAAUACCGAAUUGAGCAGUUGGAGAACGCCGCAAAGAUGUCAGUAACAAAGGGUACAAAAAAAGAUUAUACUGGUAAACUCGUUAAGCUUACUGGAAAAAAUAGCAGUGAGGAAUCCCAGAAGCAAAAAUCUAAAAGUAAAGCUGGUACUUCUAGGAAUCCGAGAAAGUGAUGAACUUGUGGGUAUUCUUUCAUAAGGAGAAAACUGAAUGUUUUGAUUUCUGCUUGUAAAUUUUGUUUAUGUUUCAUCUUCAGAAUUCUAUGCAACCAUAAAUCAACACAGCAUUUCUUCGAUUCAACUUUCAGCUUGUGUGUUGUCAUUCAUCUUCUGUCUUGCAUU